Paramuricea clavata is the source of this 252-nucleotide messenger RNA. The record is from the annotation of a GenBank genome assembly. Lineage: Eukaryota; Metazoa; Cnidaria; Anthozoa; Malacalcyonacea; Plexauridae.
AUGGCAAAGCAUGUGCUUCGUUAUCUAAAAGGUACUAUAGAUAAUAAGCUCACUUUUAAAAAGUCUAAGGAGGGAUUGAGUAUGCACGGGUACUGUGAUGCUGAUUGGGGAUCAUCGGAAGACAGGAAAAGUAUUACAGGUUAUGUUUUUAAACUAUCAAAAGAUGGACCAGCCAUCUCAUGGAAAAGUAGGAAACAGCCAACGGUAGCGCUAUCAACCUGUGAGGCUGAAUAUAUGGCGCUAGCAGCUGCA